CUGCAAUGGUUGAAGCUGGUGAAAGUGAAUUUGGCGCCCAUGCGUCCAUCUAAGCGGGUGCCGAUGCGGCGCGAACCUGUCGUGCCUGCGACCGAGUUACAGAGGUACAAAAGGGGCUUACCUACCUACACUACAUCAAUCAGGGAUUUUUGUUUUGAAACUUCAGCACACGCAUCAAUGGAUACAGCGGCGUAGCAGACUAGUCCGAAGCCUGCUGCCUACUUGAAGCAAGUAUGUACAACCCCGGUCGCCGGUCGGGUUGGACCCUUAUUCGGUUGAAGAUGUUGGAUGUAUUCCAUCAUUGGUCAACAUUUGGUCAAAAUUUGGUCAACCAAGAGGGAGGAUACUGGGGUUUGAGACUGCUGCGGAAGCAAACGUUGAUGGCACAGCCUUCAUCGCAGUCUCAAUUUCUGCAAUAAAUAACACUCCCCUCAUUUCUUUUCUUUUGGUCCUUAUCUUUGUCUAAAUAAUAUCUUGUUAUUAUACUGCUUUCUAUUCACUUGCCCAGAACUCCUCUUAUCCAGAAAACUAUCGCGAAACACAGCUAUAGUUGGGGAAUCGUGUCUUUUGAUCGUACAGCCUCCUGAAGAAUGGAGCAACACAUCAAAGAUGCAAUAGAACAGGGGAAGGAAAUCAGCGGGGUCUUGGCCGAUGCUCUCCAGCGGACUUUAGCAGACCAUGAUAGGCCUAAUCUUCAGCGUAUUUUGAAACUCGCUGAAGAACUUCGUCAUUACCAGUCUCCUGUUGAAUUCACAAUAGGUUUGAUUGGCGAUUCAGGUGUCGGUGAGUGAAAUGUCGAAUAUCGAGAUGCACACACUCACUCAUGCUCUUUAAGGGAAAAGUAGCUUGAUCAAUUGCCUUUUAGGGUCGAAGAACCUUGCGAAAACUGUAAGUGACAGAGUAUUGAAACAAAAGGGAAAGCGACACAUCCAAUUUCACCUUUGAGGUGGAAUGUAUGGGAAAUCUGGAGAUGGAAGAUCUGCUACGACAAAGUGUCCUGGACUACGUCCGAUAUCAUCUAUUGGACACCGCCGACGAAAGACCAGACUCAAGCGAAAUGGAAAGAUUAAAGAAAAAGGCGGACACGGCAUGGGGUAUACUGAGUGGCGCAUUUGAAAACCUGGAAGAAUGCCGGGAAUCAUUCUUUCAGGAUCGAGAGCGCAAUACUGAUGACCUGAUAAGAACUGUUUUAGAUUGGAGAGGAGAAAGACAGUGGCCACGGGGGUUUAACGAAAACACGGUUGUUCAUACUUCAGAUAACGAAGAGGAUUGUACCAGAUGGAGAGAUGAGUUCCUGGUCAGCUGGAUAUGGCCCUUUAUUAAAGUGAUACGGUACGCAGUUUCUCACAAUUAUUCGUCAUUAAUCAGAAAAAUGAUUCGAUCACUUGCUCAAGAGGCAAAGACGCAGUCACUUCACAAAUUACACUUGCCAAAGUCCCGCAUCUCAUAGACAUGCUCCUCACAGAAAUUAUACAAGAAGUAUCUCUACUUCAGGAAUUUAGCUGACUUCAUACUCAGGGUUUAUUGCAAAGGGUCUGUAUUAGAAAACGGCAUUGUACUUGUCGAUCUUCCUUGUAAGAUCUCUGAAUCCAUCUAACGCACGUGAAUACUAAUAAGCUAAUCAGGGUUUCGUGACGUAAAUACCGCAAGAAUGAGAAUUGCUGAGAUGAGAUUGAAACAUUGUGAUGAAAUCUUUCUGGUCACGGAACUGGACCGCGCAAUAACAAAUCAAGAUGUUCAAAAUAUCUUGCUUAGACAACUAGGAAGGGACUUUAACAGCCUCCAAAGAAGACAGGGGGCAGCGAUAAUUUGCACUAAAGCAGAAGUGGACUGUGACUUAUUUCUCUCUUUCUAUUUCGCCGAAAAUGCUAAAGGUUGUAGGACUUGGUGCGAACAACGGAGAUACUGAAUGUUGUACCACAUUCAGCAGCUUUUACCAGGGAAAUCAAUACCCUUCGUGAAAAAAUAAGAGGAGCAGAUGAGGAUGACAUUGCUGCAACAAGCGAUAAGCACAAGGCCGAGUAUCACAGCACCAUUCCCACUUCACGAUUUUCCUAACAAGUUUCCAGAUUGAACCACCUUCUCAUGUCCUGUCGAAACAAACAUGUCGAAGAAUCCUUUCGGGCUCGUUACCGGUCUCAAAAAUUACAGCGAAAGAUUAGUAUCUUCUGUGUUUCUAACACUCUUUAUCAGAGGGGAAUUGAUUUGCAAGAACGUACCGAACGAGCUCAGCGACGCAACCAACGGCUUUCGAAUAUCGGCGCGAGAACUUCAGCAGCAAAACAAAAGCUAGACAGCUCCGGCAUCCCUGCUGUAUACGAAUUUAUCAGUAGAAUUCCUUCCAACUCUCAAACCGAAGAAACUAAGCACUACCUAAAUGCCCGAGUAUUAACUUUGAUCCAGCAAAUUGGACUGUGGCUCAAUGCAAGAGUCGCCGGGGAAGAAGCAAUCGAGCCUGGAGCCUCAGGACGAAUCAAUGAAAUACAAACAGAACUUCGAGGGGUGAGUAUUAUUCAUUUUUGGGUCCAGAGAGGUGCUGAUUACAUCCAGAUCUUUGAUACCUCCGUUAGAGUGAGCCACGACCAGUUGACCCAAGCAAAACAUCAAAUGCUCGUCCGACCACUCAGUCUGAACCCCUUUAUAAUGAAGUCUUCUGCUCAACUAAUCAAGUCCUAGCCCAAGGAACAAAUAGAUGGGGCACAGCUGCGCUUUCUACGGUCCAAACAAUGUUUGAGAGUAUACCACGCCAAGUAAGUCGCCAAAUAUAAAUCGCCCAAGGCAUUGCUGAUCAACAUGAUAGUGGCAUCCUGGUAUCUAUUCGUGACAUUAUAUUCAUCCUAAUAUAUAGUUCUAACAGUUUAUAGCGACAUUCCUGGAUUUUUGGAACAAUGACGGAGCCCAUUUCACAAACAGUCGGCCAUAUACAGACUGGAAUGAAAUCAUCAUAAGAGCGAUGGUAGAGGAUAUACAACCAUCAGAAAAAGAGUUCCUGGACGAAAGUCAAAAGAUUCUUGAUACCUUCAAGCGUUCAACUCAUAGUGGGCUAACUCUCAUACGACCGAAGCUAGCUCGUACGUCGUUCAUAACCCAUCCUUAUUUGCAAGUUAUGAUUAACAGAAUUAGAACUGCAACGUAUAGAUGAUUUCAUUCUCACCUUUCCCCGAAGGCAUCAAACUCUGGAAUAUGAAAUUGAGGCCAUCACAACAUCAUACUUGAAGCAACUUCAGUACGUCUCAAAAGUCCUUUUACCAUUACCAAGUCACAAAAGCUAAAGGAAGUUUCACUAGAACAAUAUCUCAUGACCUCUUGAAGAGCCACUCGUCAUCCUUUGUGAUGCAGCGGAUGCAACCCAUGUAUAAUGAAAUAGAUUCCGGAAAUGGAGUAACCAAAAGACGUACCGAGCGUUUGAAGAGGCAGAUUUCGGGCGACCCAAAGCUUUUCAAAGUGAUCACACGUUUGUUCCUCGCCGCACUUGAAGCUCUGCUUGGCGAUGUCACCACAAAACUCCAGCAAGCCGUCAACAAUUGCUCAGCUGAAAUUGAGAAUGACCUCAAUCUCGUGAGAGGCGAGGAGGUUCCAGCUGUUCAAGAGAAUGAUUUGAGAGUUCUGUGCACGGUUUGGGAGGAGGCAAGUGCGAAUAGAGAAAUAGCUGCAGAAGCUUUGGAAGAAGCGACUAGAGCGCAAGCAUAGUAGAUUUGGGUUGGAUCUUUGGCUUCAGCCUUUCCUUUGUUAUUUUUUACUUCUUCUAGACACCAUGAAACACUGAUAAUUUAUUUCAGACACGGCAAUUGACAGAAAAUAUCAGUAAGCGCGCCUACGUUAUUGGUACUUCGUAAGCUAGUUUUGAGCGAUUUUGGUUGUAGCAGAA
Molecule: messenger RNA, 3868 nt
Organism: Hymenoscyphus albidus
Lineage: Eukaryota; Fungi; Ascomycota; Leotiomycetes; Helotiales; Helotiaceae
Source: the annotation of a GenBank genome assembly